This is a messenger RNA of Camellia sinensis, 1571 nucleotides long. Lineage: Eukaryota; Viridiplantae; Streptophyta; Magnoliopsida; Ericales; Theaceae. The record is from RefSeq and is a predicted model, not a curated record.
AUGCCGUUCAAGCGUUACGUCGGGAGGGUCGCCCUUGUGCACUACGGCCAGGACUAUGGGAGGCUCGUCGUCAUCGUCGACGUUCUCGACCAGAACAGAGCUCUUGUUGAUGCCCCUGACAUGGUGAGAUGUCAAAUGAACUUUAAGAGGCUCUCUCUCACAGACAUCACAAUUGACAUCAAAAGGGUCCCAACGAAGAAGACACUAGUUGCAGCGAUGGAGGCUGCAGAUGUUAAGAACAAGUGGGAAAAUAGCUCCUGGGGCAGAAAGCUGAUUGUGCAACAGAGAGGCGCUGCUCUUAAUGAUUUUGAUAGGUUCAAGCUCAUGUUAGCAAAAAUCAAGAGGGGUGGUCUGAUCAGACAAGAGCUUGCAAAGCUGACAAAAGCAGAACGCAGCCUAAAAGCAUACUCCAUUUCUAUGGAAUCCCCAAUUUUGUUAUGAAUUUUCCACUCUACACUCAAAUACUUUCCCACCACCCCACACCAGCACUCACUUCCCUCUUUUAUUUCUUUAUUUAACACACUUUUCCAUACUUUCCCAUCCACCCACACCAGCACUCACUUCCCUCUUUUAUUUCUUUAUUUAACACACUUUUCCAUACUUUCCCAUCCACCCACACCAGCACUCACUUCCCUCUUUUAUUUCUUUAUUUAACACACUUUUCCAUACUUUCCCAUCCACCCACACCAGCACUCACUUCCCUCUUUUAUUUCUUUAUUUAACACACUUUUCCAUACUUUCCCAUCCACCCACACCAGCACUCACUUCCCUCUUUUAUUUCUUUAUUUAACACACUUUUCCAUACUUUCCCAUCCACCCACACCAGCACUCACUUCCCUCUUUUAUUUCUUUAUUUAACACACUUUUCCAUACUUUCCCAUCCACCCACACCAGCACUCACUUCCCUCUUUUAUUUCUUUAUUUAACACACUUUUCCAUACUUUCCCAUCCACCCACACCAGCACUCACUUCCCUCUUUUAUUUCUUUAUUUAACACACUUUUCCAUACUUUCCCAUCCACCCACACCAGCACUCACUUCCCUCUUUUAUUUCUUUAUUUAACACACUUUUCCAUACUUUCCCAUCCACCCACACCAGCACUCACUUCCCUCUUUUAUUUCUUUAUUUAACACACUUUUCCAUACUUUCCCAUCCACCCACACCAGCACUCACUUCCCUCUUUUAUUUCUUUAUUUAACACACUUUUCCAUACUUUCCCAUCCACCCACACCAGCACUCACUUCCCUCUUUUAUUUCUUUAUUUAACACACUUUUCCAUACUUUCCCAUCCACCCACACCAGCACUCACUUCCCUCUUUUAUUUCUUUAUUUAACACACUUUUCCAUACUUUCCCAUCCACCCACACCAGCACUCACUUCCCUCUUUUAUUUCUUUAUUUAAACCACUUUUCCAUACUUUCCCACCCACCCACACCAGCACUCCCUUCCCUCUUUUCUUUCUUUAUUUACAACCCUUUUCCACGGCAAGUGCGCCAGCCCUUUUCACAUCAUUUUUCAUUACUUUUUUUAUUAUAAGACCACAUAAAAAAUAAAUAAAUAAAUAAAUAAAA